Molecule: messenger RNA, 1260 nt
Organism: Brettanomyces nanus
Lineage: Eukaryota; Fungi; Ascomycota; Pichiomycetes; Pichiales; Pichiaceae
Exons: 1
Coding region: 1-1260 (419 amino acids)
Biological process (GO): L-aspartate biosynthetic process
Cellular component (GO): cytosol
Molecular function (GO): L-aspartate:2-oxoglutarate transaminase activity; pyridoxal phosphate binding
Source: RefSeq, a predicted model, not a curated record
AUGUCCGGCUUUUAUCACGUUAACAUCCCACAAUUACCACCAGAUCCUCUAUUUGGUAUCAAGGCUAGUUUGGCCAAAGAUACACGUGAAAAUAAGGUAGAUUUGGGUAUUGGUGCAUACAGAGACGAUCAUGGUAAGCCAUGGAUCCUUCCCUCUGUCAAGUUGGCUGAGGAUUUGCUCCAUCAUUCUGCCGAUUACAACCACGAGUAUCUUCCUAUCUCCGGUUUGAAGAAGUUUACUGAGGAGGCUGCCAAAGUGAUUCUUGGUGAAGAGUCAAGUGCGAUAAAAGAGGACCGUGUAGUGUCUAUUCAGUCUCUUUCCGGUACUGGCUCGUUACAUUUGGCGGGCACUUUCAUCAAUAAGUUCUACAGAAAGAAAGAUGAUGCCAGUUUUAGAGCUGUGGUGUAUGUUUCGGAUCCUACGUGGUCCAAUCACAUGCAGAUAUUUUCCAGUUGUGGUCUUGCAACUACCAAAUAUCCAUACUGGAAUGAUGCCACCAAGCAGUUGAAGAUCGAUCAGUAUGUACAGGCUAUUGAGCAGGCACCGAAAGGUUCAGUGUUUUUACUUCAUGCUACAGCUCAUAAUCCUACAGGCAUGGAUCCUAAACCGGAGGAAUGGAAACGUAUCUUAAAAGCCAUCUCUGAUAAUGGACAUCUUCCAUUGUUUGACUGUGCCUAUCAAGGAUUUACCACUGGUUCUUUGGCCAAGGAUGCUUGGGCUUUGAGACACGCCAUUGAUUCUGGUGACUACCACUUUCCCGGUAUUCUAGUUUGCCAAUCGUUUGCUAAGAAUUGCGGUAUGUAUGGUGAGAGAGUGGGUGCUUUUCAUGUGGUUCUCCCGGAACAUGAUGAUGCUUUGAAUAGCGCCAUUCUCUCGCAGCUCUCUAAAAUUGUUCGCUCUGAGAUCUCUAACCCUCCAGGUUAUGGUGCCAAGGUGGUUUCUCUAAUUUUGACUACCCCACAAUUGAAGAAGCAAUGGGAACGGGAUUUGAUUACCAUGUCUUCGAGAAUUAUGGGCAUGAGAAAGCAGCUUGUGGUCGAACUACAAAGAUUAGGUACCCCUGGUUCUUGGAACCAUAUUACGGAACAGAAAGGUAUGUUUUCGUACACUGGUCUAACUCCUAGCCAAACUGAAAAGUUGGCACACGACUAUGCUAUCUAUAUGUCUAAAAAUGGUAGAGCCAGUAUUGCAGGAUUGAAUCCAGGCAAUGUGAAGUAUGUUGCAAAGGCAAUUGAUGACGUGAUUAGAAGUGAGCUAUGA